UUGAAGUCAAUACAAAUGAAAGACACACACAAAGCGAAAUAAUACAUCAAUAAAUAAAAGCAGCGUGACAAACCUUCUGCGAGGAGCACCUUUUGAUCACCGCGUUGAGGCCUUCGGCCAUCAGCUUCCCGUGGUUGACGUCGUCGCAAUCCCUCUUCCAUUUUUCGCUUGACUUUUGCAGCAGAUACCGACCUAAAUGUGCACCACCCGCGCUUGAUUUUGGCCAAGCAAACGUGUGUUUUUGUUCCAACUUCGAAGCUAAGCACGUCCGACCAAGCUACCGUCAACUGUUAUGCGCACGCGCAGUGGACCGAACAUUUGAAUCGCUUACUAUGGCGUUGGCUAAAACAGUCGAACAAAAUAAACGCAUUUAAAAAAAAUAAUACAAUAAUCAUGAUAACGCUUUGAUAAAUAAACUCACUGACCGCCAAUGACGGUGCUAGACGUCCAUCCCAUUUGCAGUGGGAGGGUUGACAUCGAAUGAACGUUGACUUCUACUGAUAAACUCAAGGGUGAUUGGACGUCUAUCACUAUCAAUGGCAGGAAAACAGUUCAACUGUUUCAGCAUUUUUGAAGGAAUUCGGUGGUUUGGGGAAUUCUGUGCUGGAGUAGAUACUACCUGAUCCACCUGAGGGGGGCAGUAAUGCAUAACGCGUUGCCUGUACGAACCGGAAGUUAAAGCUCAGCCGUUUCGUCGCCUGUAGCGGUUUGCGGCCAAAUUGAGCUGAAACCAAGCGCGAGCCCUAAGUGUAGAAAAUGUGCACGAGAAGAACGGCGGCAGUCAAGUUGGACGGUUGUGGAGCAGAAGAGGAGAAACGAUCUCAAACCGUUUCCAACACGUUGCUACGCGGCCCCGGCAUCAGAGAAGCGCAUCAUUCUGAGUGGCUUGAGUUCCCUCGCAUCCAAAAGGGGGAGGAAGAGCUCCAAGGCAUUAAAGAGGAAGAGCCAGAGCAUUUCUUCAAGGUUGGGCAGCCUCAAAACCCUCAUAUCAAAGAAGAGGAGAGAGCAUCGCCAUAUAUUAAAGAGGAGAAUGAGGAAGAAGAAAGCACCGAGUUGACUUUAAAAAGUGAAAAUGAAGACCCAGCUGAGACGGUAAGAGAGCCUCCGAGCGGCGACGCGGCAGAAGUUGACGGACACCGCCGCGGAGGAUCGCGGGAAGACGACCUUACCGCUCCGCUAUCAGAUCGUGACGACGCCACGUCACACUCUUCUGACUAUGAUGACGAGAUUGUGCGACCACACGUUAAAGAAGAAGAGCAGGACACGUCUUUGUUCACUGACGUCAUAGUGAAGAGUGAAGAUCCCAGUCAAGAUUUCAGCAAAGAUCUUUGCCCCAAACGGCAGGAGAUUAAAGAGGAAGAUCAGGAGAGCGACGUGACAGAGUUUCCGUUGACCGGCACCAUUGUAAAGAUCGAAGGUGACGACAAAGAUGGACUCUUAGCUCCGCUGUCAGAUUCCCCCGACACCGAUGACGAGCGCUCACCUAGCGAGGCGGAAACCUUUUGGAGGUGCUGCCAAUGCGGCAAAGCGUCCACGUCAAAAUGGGGCCUAAAGAUCCACAUGCGAACCCACACCGGAGAGAAACCGUUUGCCUGCUCACUUUGCGGGAAAAAAUUCACUCAGAAAGGACACUUACGAGCGCACGCCAGAACGCACACCGGGGAGAAACCUUUUCCCUGCACGGUGUGCGGCGUGGUGUUAAGUCAGAAGGUUAAUCUGACCAAUCACAUGAGAAUACACAGCGGGGAGAAGCCGUUCGCGUGUUCGCUUUGCGGCAAAAGAUUCUCCGUCAAGGGACAUUUAAGAAUUCACACGAGAACGCACACGGGAGAGAAACCAUUUGCCUGCGACGUUUGCGGGCAAAGGUUUGCGUUGAAGGGACACUUAAGGACACACGUGAGAACGCACACCGGAGAGAAACCUUACCCCUGCUCAGUGUGCGGUAAAAGAUUCUCAAUUAAGGGACAUUUAGUCGCGCACAGCAGAACACAUACCGGGGAGAGACCGUUUGCCUGUUCGGUGUGCGGUCUCCGUUUAACUCAAAAGAUCAGUUUGACCAAUCACAUGACCACACACACCGGCGAAAAACCCUACGAUUGUUCGUUUUGCGGUAAAAAAUUCUCUAUUAAGGGCCAGUUGACGACGCACACGAGAAUACACACGGGGGAGAAACCUUUCGCCUGCUCCGUGUGCGGCAUAAGUUUCAGCGAUCGCUCGGGAUUGGCAAAACACACGCGAACGCACACCGGGGAAAAACGGUACGCGUGCUCGCUUUGCGGGAAAAGUUUCUCGCAGAGGUGCACUUUGACCGUACACGCCAGGACGCACACCGGGGAGAAGCCCUUCAGUUGCGACACAUGCAAGAAAAGAUUCUCCCGCAAAGAUCAGGUGAAGAAACACAAGUGUCUUGGGAAGAAAUCUGGAUUCUAAGUUGAAAAUGUGCAACUGUUUAAGGGGGGAAAAAAAAAAAAAGGCUCCUCACAUUGACAGCGAUAUACGUCUGGUCCCUUUCAACAGGGUGGGCUGGCAGCGAUUGGUUGCUGCUAGCCCCCCAGUCAAAGAGGAUUGGACGUCUGUAUCCAUCAAUGGCAGCUUAUGGGUUAGUAGCCAUGCUCAUCUGAAGAGAAGGGGCUCAACUUUGUCAAAAAAUAAGCAGUUUGUGUUUUCCACUCGUGAGGUUUACUUGCUUGUCCUGUCAGGGUUUGCAUGUCAUUUCCAAUAAAAACAAAAUGGAAACUUAAGAAUGUUUUAAGCCCUUGAAUUCAUCUAUUUCCUUUUUUGAAGCCAGGCCUUUAUUCUGGAAACGUUUCUGAUUUUACGUUCCCAG
Messenger RNA from Corythoichthys intestinalis (scribbled pipefish), 2827 nucleotides. Its product is annotated as zinc finger protein OZF-like. Gene Ontology annotation, cellular component: nucleus. Bases 757 to 2430 code for a protein of 557 amino acids. Gene Ontology annotation, molecular function: DNA-binding transcription factor activity, RNA polymerase II-specific; RNA polymerase II transcription regulatory region sequence-specific DNA binding. Lineage: Eukaryota; Metazoa; Chordata; Actinopteri; Syngnathiformes; Syngnathidae. Gene Ontology annotation, biological process: regulation of transcription by RNA polymerase II; embryo development; urogenital system development. The record is from RefSeq and is a predicted model, not a curated record. The transcript is spliced from 4 exons.